Messenger RNA from Fusarium subglutinans, 4101 nucleotides. RefSeq lists its product as uncharacterized. The record is from RefSeq and is a predicted model, not a curated record. Gene Ontology annotation, molecular function: structural constituent of nuclear pore; protein binding. The transcript has 4 exons. Gene Ontology annotation, biological process: poly(A)+ mRNA export from nucleus; protein import into nucleus; transcription-dependent tethering of RNA polymerase II gene DNA at nuclear periphery. Gene Ontology annotation, cellular component: nuclear pore outer ring. NCBI's taxonomy places the organism in Eukaryota, Fungi, Ascomycota, Sordariomycetes, Hypocreales, Nectriaceae. Bases 1 to 4101 code for a protein of 1366 amino acids.
AUGUUUUCUCCAUCUGUCGCUCAGGGUGGCCCUGCGACGGCAACUCGUUCACGCCGCCGUCAACGUCCCUUGAGCUCCGAACAUGUCGCUCAGCAGCCAAAAGCCAAGAGACAGAGAGUUCCCUUGACAGAGCAGACUUUUGUCAACCCCGAGGCCCAGCAGGAAAUGAUCGAGGUAAAGACCGAUGCCAAGGUCGCAGCUCUACCCGCCAAAAACAAAAACAAAAACAUCGAGCCUCCCGAGAGCCCCAGCCCAGUGCUGCGCAAGGAACUGAACGUUCGCGCGAAGAAGGCAAAGCAUGGCGACCGCGCCGCUAAUAAAGGCGACGGAAGUCUUGUUUUGACAAGCACAAACGCAUAUAGCGUCAUCCUCAAAAACGUACUCAUCCGUAUCAUCACAGCCUACCAAACUGCCGACAUUUUCUCCACAGGCUAUGCCCUUUCUCUCACCCAAACACACGCCCUUGUCUGGCCCUACACAUCGACAUCGCAAUCACCUGAAACCUUUUCUUUCAACCUCCCAUCAACGUCCAGACCCAAUGAUUCCCUUCCUGUAGGAUGCCUCGUAUCACCGUCUGCAUCAUCAGCAGAGCCUGGGCUGGUUGUGGUCAUGGGAGGUAGUGGAAAAGUCGUCUAUUGGGAGUCGAUUGCGAGCGCGGCUACAUUUGUCUUCAUGAAGAAGGAUCGGACUGGAGUCGAGUACACUAUAUCGGGAAUGCAGACUGGGGAAAAGGUUGUGGCUAUCACGAACGCCGAAUCCGCCGGAUUUAUUCUCACCUUCAACUCUGGUCGCCUUGCCUACAUGAAUGUGCGUGACGGCCAAGGCCGCCCUGCCAUUUCUGUACAGUUUCUCCGCAACAGCCUGUCACCCUCCACAGGUGGAAUCUUUGGCAGCAUUCGACAUGCUUUUCAACACUUGUCCCUGAAAGGAGAUGUUGCAGCUGUCCGUGCGGACCGAUCCUCGCGAACAGGCGAGAGAAACAUCGUGGCCCUCACCAGCAAAGGCCGACUGCAUGCAUGGAGAGUCCACCGCGGAGGCCAUAACGAGGUGAUCGGCGACGCAGACGUGCGUGAAAAUAUCAUCGCCGCCCUCCAGGAGACCGAUCCCGCAUCUCAGGAAUUCCCCCAUGAUUCUUUCGAGGCAGUUGAUUUCACUUACGUGCCAAAGGGCUUGGAAUCCAAGUACCUUGAGUUGAGUAGGCUCAGCGAGGCUAUGGCCACCGACGAUUCCUCGGUACAGCAUCUUCUGAUACUUGUCAGCCUGACUUUGCGAAGCACGGCUCGCUAUGCUUUAGUUGAAGCUAUCCUGACGCCCCAAGGAUGCCAAAUAGGGAUGAUUCGUCCCAUAACCUCAUAUAGUGCACCAUCUUCACCCUCCGAUUCCGCACGGCCACGUCUAUACCUUCCUCGCCCUGCCCUGGUUGCUUUCGUCGUCUUCGAUCGCGCCACUGUUAUCGCAUCAAUUGCUGUAGCACCCCAGUCUCCUGAGUCGCAGCUACAAACCGACAGUCACAUUUUACCUGCCGCUUUCGAAGAUGUCGUUGAUUUCCGCGAAGACGAUGUGCAUGAUAUCAUCGGCUCAGGGUUUGAAGAAGUUUCGCCUGCCCUUAGCCAUGAAGAGCAUCGACUUCACCGACCAAGGACAAAGAAUCCCGCCGUGGUUCUCAUGGUUCGAGGUGCCGGCGCAGUGCGAAUCGUGACAACUGACGUGGAUAAGUUUGCUAGUGACAAGCCCCCCAAGGUUUCUGCGAAGAGCAAGAUCGAACAGGCCGUUUUCUACGGCGUCAAACAAGACAAUCCUCUGGUUUUCGACGGACGACAAGAAAUCAAAUUUUCUAACGAAGAAGUUGCCCAUGCCGCACUUGAAGUUAGCCACGAGAUCUUGAGCUCAAGCACUCCUUUUAUUUCCACUCUUCCGGCUUCGCUAGAGGACAAUCUCCGAGCUCGGUCGACUGCACUUGAGAGAUUGAUAGCUCAGCUUAAGAUGAUGGGGGCAGACCUCGAUCGUAAGACACGUUGGAGUCUGCUAUAUGAUGCCGAGAAGAUGCAUGUGGCUACAUUGCUCUGGAAACGACACGAAGCCUUCACUGCAUCACGACCAGCGAAUGCUAAGAAGAGCCUUAUUGGUUAUAUUGUCGAGUUCAUUCAUCAAGAUGAUAAACACAAUCCUGUUGCUGAGGUUGGUGAGGUUGAUCGAGUUCGAUACUGGUUUACUCGGGAUAUUUUCCGCCUCGAGAUACUUGUAGCUUGGGCGUAUCAAGUCAUUAAGACGCUCUAUAGGGAGCAUUUGCUUGACGAGGCCAAGCUAACUGCCAUGCUCCACGAAGCUAUCCAAAUCAACACUUGCACACAUGUCGCGGCGCUCGAUUUCCGAAAGAACAACCUAAGCGCUUACGGUCUUGGGUUUGAAGAACUGCGCCUAGGUAUUCUUCGUGACGGAUACGACGACCUUCCCGAGCCAUGGACUGGUUCUCAUUUCGUUGCCAACAACAUUAAACGUCUGGUCGACCUCGCAGAUCAAUGGUUGCUUAAGGAUCAAGAUGCAAGUGAACCGGCCAGGGCUUCAAAUCAGCCGGAUCAUAAGGUGAAAUCCAAGAUUUUCGAAGAAAUGCCAACCCUUGUCGAUGGAAUGCUCACUUCAGUUCUGGAAUAUGCUCGUUGGUCAGCAACGCGCCCUGAGCUGAAGAACAUGUCGCAGGAGUUUGCUAAGCUAUACAAGACGAGUUCAUUCGAGAAGCCCCUUGCCCUAGCACGAUCAGGCAGGUGGGAGGAGGGAGCCUCUAUCGCUGAGAAGCACGAAUGCCUCCGUGCUCUCCCUAUGAUUUUGCUGGAUCACAUCCAAAUGCUCGAAGAUCGCCUUGCUGAGCCAGACUUGUCACUUGUUGAUAGACAAACCUUUAAACGACUGAGGGACAACAAGAAGGCCAAGUUGGAGAACAGCUUCUCCGUCUAUGGCCAGUCAUUUGCAUUCCCAGCAUAUGAGUUCUUGCUCCAAAAACACGGAGUUGAAGCUGUCCUGGAAUUCGAUCUCGACAAGUUGGGCUAUAAGACCCAGUUUCUGCGUAGCAAGCCUGAACUGGCGCGAAUAUCGUGGAUCAACGAUGUGCAGCAAGAGAAAGACGUCGGUCACAGCGCAGACACUCUCGUGACCCUUGCACUUACGAAGGAACAGCAAGUAUGGAACAAGAAGAUUGAGUUAAGUCUCGGAAAGCUUGCUCUUCUUGCUGAGCUCGAGGAGAAGACCACUGGUUCGGGUGGCCUCAAGGUUAACGCCGACGACGCGCGUGCCGAGGAGAAACUUAAGAAGGUCGACCAAGAGUUAGUUGCCAUCAGGAUCCAAGAUCAACUAUACAACCAGGUUCUCCCCAGCACAUACGAUGCUGUGGAUGACGCAGCAGCGCUUAAUUUCGCAAUGGAAGUUCAUAGCAUGAACAUACCGCGGCGUCAGAAGGCCCAGCAUCAAAUAUUUGAAGACGGUAUGAGGCGGCUUCUAAAGCACGAGGCUCUGGAUGCAAUGACACUCAUUGACCUCCUGACCCUGAUUUACCUGAAGCCUGAGUCCCGCGCUGAGAUUCCCAAUCCAUUCUGGCUAGCUCUUUUGGUUGCCGAGAGCAGCUGCCACAGUGAUGAGGUCAAAGAGGCUAAGCGGAUGAUUUGGAGGAGACUAUUUAUACGCGAUGAUUGGGCUAAAAUCAACGACACACAGCUCAAGGAUGAUCGUCAGGUGGUUGAGAGAUUGGCAGAGACUGAGCUUUAUUCAAUGCUGACUGACUGCAUCAGCUUCCAAGAUCCACAUGAGCCUUUCCGACCUCUGUCUCCGCACGAAGCUCUUGGUGCUUUUACCGAGAACCUUGACCGUCGGUUCCGCGACUUUGAGGCGUCCUUCAGGAUGAAGCUGGUCGACAUCAUGAAGCUGGAGGAUAAGAUACUCCAUCAGCAUGUGGAGAAACAUCGUCUCGGUGACUGGGUCCGCUCUACCUUCGACGCCGCUCGAGUAGAGCUAGACAGCACACUGGACAACGCCACUAGGAAUGCUGCCGCCCCCCAAGUUGCUGAGCCCAAUACUGUAAUGAGUGGCUCAAUAUUUGAUUAUGGCAGCUAA